AUCUCCUGUCCAUAUUUAACUGCGGGACCAUUGGUGGACUAUGACAUGCAUUAGGGCUCUGCAGAAAUCCAUAGUUAGGGUACCGUGUAGAGUUCAUGCAUAAUCUUCUAUACGCUACAACAACGACGGUAUGCAGCAUGCUCUGCGAAGGCACGUGACUAAAUAAGGACAUUAGGUAGGCUACAAUUACGUUAAUUUAGCGCUGAGUAGUUUAAAUUCUCCCUGCGCCCUCCUGACAGGCCUGAAUGGUUGUUAUGUAUCCUGGUCCCUGCGCAGAUACCCCGGGGCCUGCAGAAAAAAGCUGCGCGCAAUAGAGAAGGCAAGCGGCAUGGAUAAACCUACCAGCACCGACUCCUGCAGCAAGACAAGGCUACUACGCUUUCUUACCCCUUGUUCGAGGAGAGCCCGCAGUGUUAUGAUCAUUGUGGGGGAGCAGCCCUAUAGCAGCAGGCUACAAUCCACUCGUUUGGCCGAGAUCGUUCGUCCUUCUCAUGCUUCUUUGUAGCGCACCUACCACCGGAGAGCCACCGCACCUUUGGGCGUCAGACAGAUUAGUUAAAGCGGUGUAGCUGAUCCCACGCCAUCCGCUAUUGGUGGCUCUGACCUGUCGCUGUCAACAGCGAUAAGCCAAUUAUGUGUUUAAAGGCGAGAAACUAAGAAUAGCCCCAAUUACAGCAAAAAGUUGCAGUUCUUCAGCGUGGUGCUGGUGGUCAUACAGCAAAUGAAUUGGGCACGAUGUACAGUUAAUGUCAUUGAUGAAUUACCUGGCUUCGCGGAGCUGCCUUUACUGAGAGGACGUCAAAACAGCAAUGCGAUGAUCACAAGGAUUAUUUUGGAUCCGUGGUGGGAGCACUGAAGAUAAUACGAAGGAUCACACUGCUGACAUAGGUUACAUAUCGUACCAGGUUCGUGAUUGGAAUGUGUGCAGGAUGAGCAGCACAUUUGUGACAUUAGCUGAAGUACUGGAGGCUCGAGGGGGACCUCUGCUGGAGGAGGAGGUCUGGUCCCUGCUGCUGGCCACUGCAGAGUCUUUAGUGGAUGCCUCUUAUAAGGGUCAGAACAACAUGUGUAGUAUCAUAAGCCCCACCUCUUUGCUGCUGUCAGCCACUGGUACCUUAGCAUUUAAGAAUUGUGGCCUAUCAGAGGAUGUUUCCACCUUCACCGCUCCAGAGAUGCUGCAGGGCCGUGCCAGCUCAACCAAACCUGCUGUAGAGAGGAUGCUGGUGUAUUCACUGGGUAUGACUCUCUACUGGUCGGUUGAUUUUCACCUACCUCAAAAUCAGCCGGUCCAGUUGAGUGACCACCUGAACAGCCUCCUGCUCAGCAUGUGUGAGGACCUGGCCCACCGCAGGGUGAACCUCAUCUCCAUCCUGGAAGCCUGCGAGUCUCAGCACAAAACCAACAUCCUGCCGCCACCCCCCACAGUCAUCCGACAGCUGGUGGAGGAAGUUUUUCACGAAUCAAUGGACCAUGGCUCUCUGCCAGACAGUCAGGUCCCUUUGAGUGGCAGGAGCCAGAUGAUCAGAGAGAGACUUCAUGGAAAGAAAGGGCCACUUUCAGACUUCAGCGAAGGGAGUGCUGAAGGGAGAAGAUACUCAACAGACUCGGACUCAAAGUCAGUUAAUUUACCUCAGAGACCUUGGAGACAAAGACCAAGGAGCUCUCCCACACCGCUGUACCAGUCUUCUUUAGAAAGACUCCCUCGUGGGGUCCGUCACAGGGACAGCAACUGCAGUUGGCUUGGUAGGAGCCCCCAACACGACUCCUCUCCCAAAACAUCAGGCAGAUCGCACAGUCCUUCCAUCACCUUCAGCGAGUCCUCCAUCAGCCUGAGCCAGAGGACAUCGAAGGCUUUGGGUCCUGAGUUCGUCAGAAUGCCAGAUGAACAACACAUUGUUCUCGAUCUCCCAGGAUCUAUUGUGUCCAGAAAGGGCCGUUCGUGUUCGUCUCAGAGAGAAGUGACUGUAGUUCUGCUUAACGGGCAGUAUGUGGUGGUGCGCUGUGACAUUAAGUCCAGAGGAAGAGAUGUGUUUGACAUGGUGGUGGCUCAUGCAAACUUGGUGGAACACUUCUACUUUGGUCUUGCCUUUAUAGAUGAUGAUGAAUAUUUUUUCUUGGAUAAUGAAACAAAAAUCUCCAAAAUUGCACCUGACAGUUGGAAAAAAGGGCAGAUUUUGUCCUUUUUGGUGUUUCUGCGAGUCAAAUUUUUUGUUGAUGAUAUGUCCUUUGUUUUGCACAAACUGACUCGACACCAGUACUACUUACAAGUGCGUAAGGAUAUCCUGGAGGACAGGCUUUACUGUAACGAGGACACUGGCUUGUUUCUGGCUGCUCUCGCUCUGCAGGCUGAGUUUGGGGAUUACAUGCCAGAGCUUUAUGGUAAGAAUUACUACCAGCCAGAGCAUUAUGUGUCCAAGAGAAUGCUAGAGAAGCUGGCCCUGCCCAAUGUCAAGGAAGAGUUGCCAAGACUACAUGCAAGUCAUUCCCAGAUGCUUCCUGAAGAGGCAGAAACAGAGUACUUAAAGAUUGUCCAGCAGUUACCAGAGUAUGGGGUUAUGUUCCACCGUGUGGGGAGAGAGAAAAGGACAGUGGUGGGAGAGUUGGUUUUGGGAGUCUGUGCCAAAGGAAUAAUUGUGUACGAGAUGAAGAACCACCUCCGAACCGUCACCAGACGCUUCCUCUGGAGGGAAACCGACACCAUAUCAACUGGGCGGCGUAAAUUGAUUAUAGAGUGUGGUGGGCCCAGUGGAAAAAAGCACAGUUUUAUAACAGAAAGCUCAAAAAUAGCACAGUACUUCCUGAACCUCUGCUCAGCACAGCACAAGUUUCAUAGUGAGAUGACGUCAAGACAACUUAACCACACCAUCAUACCAGAUGAAAACAUGAAGUACAUGACCGUAUACAGAGACCGUAACCUGAACCUGAAGCAGUUCUCCUGCUCAGAGGGCAUGUUGAACCAUGUGGGUUUGACACCUGGUCAACCAGACUCCCUCUCCAAGUCCUGUGAGAACCUGACUGCCAAACUGGAGGCGAGGCUGCGCCAGCAGAGGGAGAUGAGGAGGGAGAUGAGCAGAGAGCUGAACAAGGAGCUCACUGAAGCUGAAGACCUGGGGGACAUGAAGGAGCAACAAUGUUGGAGCACUCCAGAGCCGAUUCCCAGAAUGAUGUCCAGUGUGUCACUACAGAAGCAGGACUCUGAAGCCUCGUUCUCCAUACGUGUUGAUACACCAACGAGGACUCCACCAGAGAGAGAGAUAGUCUGUGUGACCCUGAAGAAAGAUCCCAAACUGGGCUUUGGCUUUGUGAUAGUGGGCGAGGACAAUACAGGCAAACUGGACCUCGGGAUCUUCAUUGCUUCCGUUGUGUCUGAUGGGCCUGCGGACAAAGAUGGACGAAUAAAACCUGGUGGACGUCUCAUCUCCCUCAACAAGACAAGUUUGGAAGGAGUGACAUUCACUGACGCUGCUGCCAUCCUACAAAACUGCCCAGACGAGGUGGAGCUCAUUGUGUCCCAGCCUAAAUACUCUCUAAAGGACAGAAGGGGUUCAUUUAGUCACAGUACCCUGGGUUUGGCGCUGGAGAGGGGCUUUGGGUCACAGACCACACUGUGCAGCGCAGAUUUCCGUCCCGUUGUGGAGGAACUGGAGGAAGCCAUCACUCUGUCCAACACGGCAACCCCCAGACAGAGCAGGAGGCUUCACAUUCCUGUGGUGCGAAUACAUGACGCCAAGGAUGUGUGUUCUAGGUCUCCCUCUAUCAUAAGUUUAAGAAAUGGCGAGCGCUUUGUAGUGGAGCUGAAGAAAAGCAACGGUAGUCUUGGCAUCAGUGUUGCUGGAGGAAUAAACACCAAUGUGCGAUAUGGAGGCAUCUACAUCAAGACUCUGGUGUCUGGAAGUGCUGCAGAGCAGGACGGGCGCAUUCAGAUUGGUGACAGACUGCUGGAGGUUGAUGGGUCCAACCUGAGGGGCGUGACUCACCCCCAAGCUGUCGAGUGCCUGAAGAGGACUGGGGAGGUGGUGAGCCUGCUUUUGGAAAGGGAGCCCACAAUAGUCUUGGAGCCCAGAUCUGACUCACCCUGCCGCCCUUUGGCCCAAAGUUCAUCACAUACACAGCCCUCCAGGACGGAUGUCUCCAUGGAAAUGACCUUGAGUGGUCGAGCCAAGGACUACAGCUUUGUGACUGAUGAAAAUAUGCAUGAACUGGUGCUGAAGAAGAGUUUGUCUGGCCUCGGCUUUAGCUUUAACAUCUCACAUAUGCACUCGGGGCCAGACCGGGGCAGCGUGGUCCGCAUCAAACGUCUGUUCCCGGGUCAACCAGCGCUAGAGAGCGGCCUGCUGCAAGCUGGAGACGUUAUUCUGUCCGUCAACAAAGAGCCUGUGAAAGACCUCUCUUACCAGAGGGUUUUGUUCCUGCUACGUGGAGCUCCAUCUGAAGUUCAUCUACUAAUCUGCCGACCAGGUCCUGGAGUAUUGUUCGAUUUGGAUGACAACACACUGAGUCCUGCUUACUUCCGUGAGGUUCGAUCUCAGUCUCUGGACAUCCGACUAGGAGACGACUACAGCCAGCUCCUCAGAUUUCAAUAUGAUUCUAUAAUAUCUGCCCAGAAGCAGGCCCCCACCCCUGAGGAGGAUCUGACAGACACAGCAGAGGAAACCCCAGAUCCUCCUGCAGCUCCAGCACUCCCAAAGACCCAGGAGAGUCUGGAUGGUAAAGUGCAGGCACACCAGACUCCUCCGUCUCGUCCUCGCUCACCCCCGUCACCCACCUCCCCUAUAUCACCUCCGUCACCAGUCUCACCUGCCUCACCUGCCUCACCUGCCUCCCCAGUAUCGCCUCACCCACCCGCCUCACCCGUCUGUGGCUCUCCUCCAGCUCAACCAGAGGUGCAACCAGCCACUGGGAAACCAGAGGCACAACAGGAAGUAGAAGCAAGGAAGCAGAACAAGGACAGAGAUGAGAAAGAAGAAGUGGAGAUUGCAACAACAAAAGGCUCAACUGUGAUGCUUAUGGAUGUCUGCCCUAAGUCUGGAUCGAAAUAUGUAUAUGCAAGUGGAGUCAGAGAGGAUGCUGAUGGCAGUGUGACCUACUGCCUGAUGGGAAAUGGACUGACUAUCAUGGCAGAUGAAGAGUACCUGACCAUCAGCUCCACAAUGGAGAACCCUCGCAGCCCCCCUUCCAAUGUGUCCACUCAGACUCCAUCAUCCAACGUCAAAGUCCUCCACCCUCGAACCUCCGACAGGACUUCUAGUUUCAGCUCUCACAAUCCCACCCUCGCUCCUAACCUGCCCACGACCACCGUCUCGCCCCUCAGCCUCUCGUCUGACACCCCGACCACUCUCUCCCUGGCCCACCCAUCCCCACCUCUCACCACACAGCCACCGAAAGCCAAGAACCACCCGAUCCAGCAGGGUCUGCUUUCAAGUCACUACAAAGCCGUCGGCAAGAACAGUCGGCCUCUGGUGUCCCCACCCCAGCCUCCGCCUGCAACCUCGACCCCCAUCACAGCGCAGGUCGGCCCCUCUGUGCCUCCCUGUGCCAGCCCACCUGCCCCAACACCGCUGCCCGCCCAGAGCCACACACAGCAUAGAGAAGAGCCCGAGAAGAGAGAGAGGGAAUACAAGGAUUACGAUUACGAGGAGAGUGAGGAAGAGGAGGCAGAGAGUCGGAGAAAGUGCUUUGUUAAAGAGUUUGAGCUGUCAGUGGAUCUGACCAAGUCGAGGAAUGGAAGCUUUGGGUUCACCAUCACUCGAAGCAAGCUGGACAACUGCUACUACAUCCAGGAAAUACUGGACAACCCAGCAAAGUCAGAUGGACGACUCCGGGCGGGAGACAGGCUCAUCACAGUAAACAGACACGAUGUAACCAGUGUGGCAGAUGAUGUUGCCAUGACAAUUCUCAGGUCAACUCCGAGAAGACUGAGCAUGACUGUGGGGAGAGCUGUGACCAACCUGGUGGCCCCGCCGUCCUGCGACAGCCUGCCUGAUGUAGUUAUCUACAAGACCCCCUCAGGACAGCUGGGUAUAAAGCUGACAGGAGGCAUCGGCAGCAAAUGGCAGGGCAUCUACUGUCUACAGCUGGUGCCAGGCUCUCCAGCCAGCGAGGAGGGCAGCGUCCAACCCAAUGACAAGAUCCUCUAUAUCUGUGGCAGGUGCACCCUGGGAAUGACCCUGGAGGACGCAGUCAAAGCCUGUGAGAUCGCCCCUCGUAAAGUCAAGCUUAAAAUAAUCAGAGAAGACCAGCCCUUGAACCCCAAGGCUAAGUGGAACGGUCUGUUUGACUGGAAAAAGGACAAGAAGUUCUUAGCUCGUUUCGAGGAGCCCGUCUCUCCAGAGAAGGAGUCUCCUUCCGAAGAUGCCGAACCUGUGUCUAGAUCUUCUGGAAAUUACAGAUGUCAAUCUAUUGCACAGGAACAUGAUAGUUGCAUCAUGCAGGUGGAGUUAAAAAAACCAGAAGGAGGAGGCCUUGGCUUUGCUUUGAUCGGGGGAACCAAUGGCAGCAUGCUCAGAGUGAGAGAAAACUGCUCUGGUGGAGUCGCUGAGCAGGAUGGUCGUCUGAGAGUGGGAGAUAUCCUUUUAGAGGUGAACGGUGUGAUUGUGUCCGGGCUCAGCCACAGUAAGGUGGUGGAUAUUCUGCGUAAAGCUGAAGGCUCUGUACAGCUCACAAUCUGCAGAGACAGGCCUCUGACCUACUGCGAGUCCCCGACACCGCCCAGCAUGUCUGCUAAGGAAGCUGUUUUAGCCGAGCAGCCGGCUCCUGCCUCCAGCCAUGGCAGCUGUUCCUCUCCUGACAUCAUGCUGAGAAAACCAGUGGAGUGCCCGCCUGAGGCCACAUCAGACCCUUUGGUCAAUGAAGCUGGUGUUUUCGUUGCCUCAUCGCCUCCUCCACCACGCAGAAUGACCAUCGUAACUGAUGACAUUACAAUUAUACCGGAGAGCUGUAACAACAGCCCUUCUCAUCAAGCCUGCUGCCCACCCCUCAAUGUCACUGACAUGUUGCAUGGAGCUUCUGACAGGAAACAAAUUGUGACCAAACCUUUGGACCGGUCCUGCAAAGACAUCCGGAAAAAACAGUCAGACGGCUGGAGCAGCGAAGAGGAAGAUGAUGAUGUGUUUGACGAAACGUGUCGAGAAACCACACCCCAAACAGGCCCACCCAUAGUCUCAGAGGACGAACUAGCCAGUUUGGCUCUCAUUAGCCCCUCGAGGACCAGUCAGUAUUCAGGCUGCAGAGUCAAAUCCCUCAUCCAUAUUCUGCAGCAUCAACUGGACCAGCAGGAACUGAUCAAAGAGUUCAUGACUCUGGAGCAUCUGAAGCCUUCGGACAACUGUCUGGUUGGAAAAGCUCCUGAGAACAGAGAUAAGAACCGCUACAGAGACAUCCUACCCUAUGACGAAACUCGUGUUGCCAUUGGAGACAAGCAGGACUACAUCAACGCCAGCUACAUCCGCAUGAAAGUUGGCGAAGAAGAGCUCUUCUACAUCUCCUGCCAGGGCCCUCUGCCUACCACAGUGCCAGCUUUCUGGCAGAUGAUCUGGGAAAACAAGUCUGACGUCAUCGCCAUGAUGACCCAGGAAGUAGAACGGGGACGGAUCAAAUGUCACAAGUACUGUCCAGAGAAGCUUUCCGUGCCUCUGGACACAGGCAGGUACCAGCUUCACCUGGACAACCAACAGUACCUGGAGCACUUCCACAUCAAGAUCAUCCGCAUGGUGGAGACAGAGACCGGGGAGACACAUUUUGUUCGUCACCUGAAGUUCACACACUGGCCUGACCACGGAGUGCCGAAAAGCUCUGAGCAGCUGGUCCGUUUCAUCCGCUACAUGAGGGCGGUGCACCAGAAGGGACCGGUCACUGUGCACUGCAGCGCCGGCAUCGGACGCACAGGAGUUCUGAUCUGCACUGACGUUAUCCUCAGCCUCAUUGAGAACGACCUGCCUAUUAACGUGAGCGAUGUCGUAAAAGAGAUGAGACUCCAGCGCCAUGGGAUGAUUCAAACCAAGGACCAGUACUUCUUCUGCUACAAAGUCUGGUUGGAGGUUUUACAGGGCAUUUUACAGCUUCACAGCAACCAAUGGCAACCGGAAAGUCCCCGAGACCACAAAUUAGUUUGAAUGUUUCCACCUCCGGUUCACACACCUGUAAAGCACAGACUGCGUAUGAGUAACACGUGCAGUCUAUCAAGUUAGUUUGGUUAGUUAUAAUAAGAAUGCGUACUCCUGUUUUGAUACUUUGUGUUGAGGAGGCCGAAUGUUUAGUUCCAAUGACUUCAACUUUAACGUGUUUUGUUCUCUCGGUGCUGUGAUUAUAUUCAUUUAAUUUAGUCACUGAGGUUGUUUUGCCUUUUCAGGCUUAGUGAUUUGCCUUCUGUCUUUAGCAUCUUUUUGCGUCACUUUGUGAAUGAAUCUCAUUUACUUUUUCUCCAUGUCCUUUUUUUUGCAAAUUGCAUUUAUUUUUAACGCUUAUAAUGCAUGGAAUUUAAAACCUUAGAAUAUUCACAAUUUGUAUCUGGCAGUAAUGUCAUCGAAGUGCACAAAUGAACAUGAGAUCAUCAUACCAAAGGGAGUAUCUGUUUGAAACCUUGAGUAGCAUUUGAUUAAGCAUUGAGUUAUCAUUUCAUUAAGUGCAUUCGUACCCUGGAGAAAAUGGCAUUAGCAAAAGAACACUAUUGAUUUGUCAGUUCAUCAUCUACGGAAAUGUAAAGAAUCAAGUGCCUUGGAAUGACUCACACCGCUUGCUCCACAUUGACCUCGAGCCACUUGUCACAAGCGGUCGGGGAUGGAGAGCAGGAAACGGAUUUGAGAGCACCCGGGGGUGGUUAGAUUGAAUGUGCAGCUUUCAGUCUGUUUGAGGUCUGAGGUGAAUGUUUGGUUGAUCCAAACCAGAGGAGGAUUACAUCUCACCCUUUAGUUUAAUUGUAAUUUAGAAACAAUGUGAAGUUUGCACACCGCCUCUCAAUCUGUCUUUGUUUGUGGGCCCAUUUUAUACAAAACACUAUCACAGUAAAGUCUUACUACACAUAAUCACAACUUGCACAUCCUGAUACAGAUAAAGAAUUAUUCAACAUAACAAAUCUUUGAAUAAAUUCAUGAAUUUUCAAUUUACUCUAAAAAUGUACAAAUCAGAUUUAAAUAGUUAGUUUCUGGGCUUUCAGGUGUAAUUUGUUAUGUGACAACAUCCUCUAUCUGUAUUCCAUAGCUAUUUUAAUACAAAUCCAGCCAAGAAAAUGCAAAAAAAUAUAUGAUAAGGUUUAGAAACUUUUCAUUUAGCAACUUCAGAUGAAUAUGUGUACAAAGCAACAGAGCUGCAUCUCCCAGUCACAGAUCGAAUUGAUUUAUAGCUGCUGGUUUGAACCUCAACCUUUGGAUGUAACUGCUUGUAAGCUUUGUUCCUUAAGCCGCUAUCACACACACAGCUCUCUUAUUGCAUGUAGACUCUUAAAGUAGAGAAGUCUGAGCCUGGAGUUUGGAUGAAUGACUUGAACAUGAUCAAAAUGUGGAAUGUAACAAAGCAAUACUCUCCACGAGGAGGAGAGUUCUGAAUGUCGACCUCUUACCUGAAAACAUCUUCCAAACUGGAGCAUGUUGGUCAGAAACAUGCAGUACUGUACCUUUGCCAUAAGGAUGGCUACGCAGAGCCAUCAGCCUCUGUCUGUGUAUGCAGCAUCCUUUCAUCAGCGCUGGUGGGUUGGUUUACCAGCGAUAGGUAGGAAACGCUCUGUUAUGUGCAAGUUCAUGUUCUCUUUGAGAUCCUGUGGAUAUGUUUUCUCCUUCAGAUCUUGGGAAGUAAUUAUUCUUGAAAAAAACAAACAAGCACAUUUUGCAUUCAUCUGUGAAAAUGCAUCUUGUACAGUCAAUCAAGUGCUUAUGCAAUAGCAUUGUGAAAUGUAUAAUAACCCUUAAUUGCACAACUGCUUAUUUAUGCUAAAUUAAUAUAUUGUCACUGUACCAGCCACUAUGUAACCAAUAACUGAGAACAAUGUAAUACCUCUCUCUCUCUCUCUUUAAUUAAAAACUAUUCUGAAA
Gymnodraco acuticeps is the source of this 10022-nucleotide messenger RNA. RefSeq names its product protein tyrosine phosphatase non-receptor type 20 (gene ptpn20). Gene Ontology annotation, cellular component: cytoskeleton. Bases 930 to 8111 code for a protein of 2393 amino acids. Gene Ontology annotation, molecular function: protein tyrosine phosphatase activity; protein binding. The transcript is spliced from 47 exons. The record is from RefSeq and is a predicted model, not a curated record. Gene Ontology annotation, biological process: protein dephosphorylation. Lineage: Eukaryota; Metazoa; Chordata; Actinopteri; Perciformes; Bathydraconidae.